Molecule: messenger RNA, 3088 nt
Organism: Sceloporus undulatus (fence lizard)
Lineage: Eukaryota; Metazoa; Chordata; Lepidosauria; Squamata; Phrynosomatidae
Gene: CIPC
Product: CLOCK interacting pacemaker
Exons: 4
Coding region: 893-2161 (422 amino acids)
Biological process (GO): negative regulation of circadian rhythm; negative regulation of DNA-templated transcription
Cellular component (GO): nucleus
Source: RefSeq, a predicted model, not a curated record
UUUGUGUGUGUGUUUGUGUGCAUAUAUAUGCACACAUCCAUAUGAGUCAGUGUGGUGUAGUGGUUUGCACAUUGGACUAUGUUUCUGGAGACCAGGGUUCAAAACCCAGCUGUUUAAUCAAAACAUAUAUUGGUUUGAUUUGUUAGAAGCCCCCAAAGCCAGGUUUUCCUUUCAGUGAAUGAAUGCAGAGUUGACUCAGUAAACUGAAUAAAGUGGGGCACAUGUUUGGCCCAGCUUCCACUUGUGCCAGAGGACCCCCACUUGCUUUUCUCUGCCUCCUUGCCUUUAUUCUGUGUCUCCAUCUUCCUUUGGCUCGUGCGUCCCGGUGCCUGAUCUGUGCCAGGGCUGGCAUCCCAAUAUAGCCAUAGUUGUCUCAUGGCUGGGCUGUCUCUCAGCGAUGGGGGCGUGGUGUGCCGUGCGCACAUGCGGCUUUGAGCCAUGGGAAUGAAUGGAUCAGUCUCAUUCCUCCAGCUGUGUCUGGCUCUCCAUGUGACUCUGGGCUCCUGAAUGCUCUCCAUAUUUAGAUGCUCCACCUCCCUAGUCUUGGCUGCCCUCUGCCAGUGAAUGAUCCAUGUGUGCGUGCGCAUGAGAGGGUGGGCGUUUUGCUCUUUCUGUCUCUCUCUGCCUCUUCCCCCUUCCUUGCACAUAUACAUUCCUGAUGCCUUUUAGCUUGCCCUUCCCAAACCUUCUGUGCUUCCACUUACCACCCUGGGAAGGUUCUUUUCUCCCCAAUUUGCCAUGGAGGAAUGCUGAGCGCAGGCGCCAGGGACCCAUGGAGGCAGUUUUGUGAUCUGGAGGAAAGGUUGGAAGGGCAGAGAGUCUCUUUCGUUACUUGCCAGGGCAAGGACCCCCACACUCCAAGGAUCAGGAGCUAGGAGGAUUUAUAGCAGCCAUGCCAUUGGAUCAGGGCCAUCCUCCUUCCGGCCACCCGACCAAACCUGCAAAAGAGAGGAGCAAUCAGUCGGCCGCUGGAUCCUUGAAGGCAGGCGGCCUGGCCUCUGAAGAUCCUGGGGACCAAGCGGAGAAGAUGGAGAGACCAGGCGGCGAGGCAUCCAGGGAGCCCAGCCACUCCGCCAGCGAAGGAGAGAAAGACUCUGGAUUUUCAGACGUGAGCUCUGAGUACCUGAGCACAGUGGAGCAGACCGACACGGAGGAUCCACCCGGCAACACACAACGGCACCAGCAGGCCAAGCCUCUGAGGGCACCACCGAAGGCACCACCGGGGGGUCUCGCUGGAGGACCCUUCCCCGGCCUCGCUCCUGUUUACAUUGUCAAAAACGUUAUCCUCAAACAGCAGCCCCUAGGUACCUCUCCUACCACCCAAUUCCUGGCUUGGAGCAGCCAGAAUCCCCUUGAUGCAUCCCAGGGCCCUCCCGCCCGCGUCCUCUUCAUCCAACCUCCGGUGGCUUCCCUGAAGACACUACUCCCUGGCCCGAAAUCCCUGGCCAAGGAAGCCUACCUCCCCAUCCUCAGCACCUAUCCCAAGAUUGCUCCUCACCCGGGGCAUGACCUCCAAACCAAGGAGCCUGCCGAGGGAGGGACUGCCCCGGAAGAAGGCACCAUCAAGAACAAGCGCUUCUGCCUGGAAGAAGCCUGGGUGUCGUCGUCGGACCCUGUCGUGCCAAAAGACUGUGGGGAGAAGCAGUGUGAGGAGCCCUCUUUGGCUGACUGGAACCAGAACCUGGUGACGUCCUCCACCGAGUUGGAGCAGGCCGAAGGGCGGAUGAUCGCCAAGGCUUCCAAGAAGCUGGGCGGGAGCAGCUUGGGGAAACAACGCCGAUUCCACAAUACGGUAGAGAUCCUGCGUAAGUCAGGGCUGCUGGGCAUCACAUUGAAGACCAAGGAGCUCAUCCGGCAGAACAGCGCCACCCAAAGGGAACUGGUGGAGUUGCGGGAGCAUGCCCAGCUACUUUGUGAAGCCGUCCAGAGCAAUGAUACCCAGGCCUGGGCCCGUCUCCAAGAGGCCAUGGAGCGCUCAGGUGCUUACUGGGCCGGGAAAGGCAGCAAAACUUCAGUGCGUCAGCCGGGGGGUCGGCAGGAGCUGGGUCGGGGGGCUGAGCCCCCAAACUGUAUCUCAGAUCCCACCAGAGAAUCGCCACCCAACUUGCCUGUGAAUCUCUCCCCCACACUGGACACUUUGGAGCAAGUGACGCUGCCUUAGCUUCCUCCUUUGCUGCUUCUUCCACAUGCUCUGGGCUAACGGCUGCUCUACGAAAGAAUGACCUCUGGCAAGGAAUGAGUGCUGGGCCACCAGUUCCUCAGUCCCACCAGGUUUCUGCAAUCAGAACGGCUAAAGAGACCCAUUUGGUGCCAUCUUAGCUUUGGAUAACCGCCACACACUGGUCACUGAGAGGCUGGUGCAUUGGGAAACCGAGCUGGGAUCUUGCACUGGAGGGUUGUGAGAGUGUGUGUCAAAGCAGAUGGGGAAGGGACAAGGUGGGUGACCAAGGGAUGAAGAGUGUGUCGGUGUGCACAGAAAGGGGAAGCCAUGUUUUGGUGGUGAGUUGUGUCGCUUGGGCUGCUGGGUUUUCUCCUUGCAGUUGGAAAGCUCUUUUUCCUUUAAGGCAUGCUGACCCAGAGUGUCCAAGGUGGCGGUGAUUCGCUCCCUUUCGCUCAUCUGCUCUCUCCUGCCUGCUUUGGUACUUCUCAGCUGUAAAGGAGCAUCUCCUCUGUUCACAGAGGACCUCGUGCAUCAGCUACAUGGCUUUCUGGGGGGGAAAGUGACUUGUGGGGAAUGGCGUCCUGCCUCUUUGAGGACUUUCCUACCCAACUCAAAAGCUUGCCCACUUUGCUGCUGACAAAAGAUGGUCCAACGAGGAGGAGGAGGAAGGAAAAUAUAAGUAAACCCUUGUUUGUAUCAAUUUCUGGGACCAGAACCAUUUGCAGCCAGCCUGUAGCCAGUGAGCUUCCCAGUAUGUACUGGGAAUGCCAGCUGUGGGGUCUGGAAGCAACCUUGACUUUUGGGGUUUGGCUUUGGCUGCAUGCUGGAAAUGGAGGCCUUUCGAAGCCAGAACAUGAACUGGGUUUUGUUUGGCUUUUCUUUUCUCUCUCUGUUUUUUUUUCUAAUAAAUAAGAUUUUAAAAAUCCA